Molecule: messenger RNA, 3056 nt
Organism: Bolinopsis microptera
Lineage: Eukaryota; Metazoa; Ctenophora; Tentaculata; Lobata; Bolinopsidae
Exons: 21
Coding region: 57-2765 (902 amino acids)
Molecular function (GO): calcium ion binding
Source: RefSeq, a predicted model, not a curated record
ACAUUUAUUGAGCUAAGGCGAGGUUGUCACAGUAACGCGUCAGCACUGGAACUAAAAUGGCAGCGCUAGCACACCAGAGGACCAGUCUACAAAAGAAGAUACACCACGCAGCUCAAAACAAACGUGUCCGAUUUAACGAGUUUUUCAAAGAUUUCGACCGACUUAGAACUGGUGAAAUUACUGAGUCCCAAUUCAAGAGAUGUAUAAACCAGAGUUUUGGAGUGACAGUGUCCGAAAUUGAUUUUAACCAAACAAAAGACAUUUACGGAAGUAAUGUUAACAUAGGAAUGAUUAACUACCGGGAAUUUCUCAACGGUCUGCACGAAAAUGAGCGGUGUUUCUCACGAAAGUCACCCACUUUAACAGAAAAUGUCAGCCAAAUCCUGGAAAAACUUCAAAGUCACUACGAUUUCCGGGGCAUUAUCCUGUCUGACUGCUUCGAAGAUUUCGAUAAAACUAACUCUGGGCUGGUCACCGAGAGUCAGUUCUGGAGAUGCUUCCCGUCAAUACCGGACGUCUUGACUCAUACCGAGAUAUCAGAGAUAAUACAGACAUACCGACAUAGAAACACCAACCUUAUCAGCUAUUCUAAAUUCCAAGGAGACUUGGACAGGAUUCCACCAUCUGGUGAUAACUGUGGUUUGAGGGAGUUACGUCCUGUUGCGUCACCGCCUCCCGUCACUCCAGCCAGACAAAAACCUGUACUCAAAGUCCUUGACAAGGUUCAACUUCAUGUUUACAAGGAUGGUAUCAGAACGACUGAGUUCUUCAUUGACCAUGAUAAGUUGAGGAGUGGGUUCAUUACUAAGAACCAGUUCAUUAUUGGAUUGAACUUGAUUUGUGGCAACAGGUGCCCUUUAACGAGAGAAGAAGGAGAUAAGAUAGCAGAAUACUACAUUGCUAAAGAUGGCAGGGUCUGUUACCGGGACUUUUGCUUCCUCAUGGAAAACGCAUUCAACGUACCCCACCUGGAGAAGAACCCAACAGCAACUGUCUACAGGCCGCACACGGGCGCGCUGGCGCCCACCGUCCACAAGUUGGACCCGGACGAUGAGGAGCAGGUGGAGAAAGUGCUGGAUAUUCUCCGGGAUUAUGUGACCAGGAGGAGGAUUACCAUGUUGUAUCCUUUCUUUAAAGACUUUGACAGGGGAAAGUUGUUCAGUCGGGGUGUAACAAAAGCUCAGUUCAGGAGACUUCUCAACUUUUUUGAUGUUGAUCUGUCUGACAGAGAUUGUGAGUUGAUAUGUAAGAAGUUUGAAGAAUCUAACGGCACGGAUGUUAACUAUCCUGCCUUUGUGCAAGCUAUCGACAAAGACUAUCAAGAAGACAGUCACGUGAACGAGGAUAAAUCCAGCCAUCUUCGAGCCCAGUCUCUCUCACCUCUCUCCCCAAAGCUUAGCCCUCACCUGAUCGACAUUCAGAAACUGAUACACAGGCUGCAGUGUGAGGUUAAGGUGUACCGUGUGAGGGUGUGUGAACAUUUCAAGGAUUUUGAUGGCCUCAAGUCUGGGUCUAUCUCUAAAAGUUUAUUUAAAAGGGGUUUGGCAAGUAUGCAGGGUAACCACUACAACCUCACUCGAUCUGAACUAGAAGCUCUCUCCAUCUAUUAUACCGAUCCUAAAACUACCGGAGACGUAAGGUGGAGUGAUUUUGAGAGAGAUAUGGAAAAAGUAAUAACUGAACGGAAUCUAGAAAAGAAGCCCGACUUUAGGGUCCGAUCAAACGACCACAUAACACUAAAUUCUUGGAAUACCGAGAGUGAGAUAAGCGAUGAGGUCAGAACCCGAGGUAAAAACGCAAUCCAAAGAAUGCGAGAGCAAAUAGCACAGCGAAGAAUCAUGACUAAACCGUGUUUUCACGACUUUGACCGACACAACUGUGGGUAUGUGAGCCGGAACCAGUUUGAACAGGGACUUAGUUAUCUGAGAUUAGAGAGCACGGAGGCUGAAAGAAAGGCAAUCAACGCGAUGUAUGGCGACUCCAAAGGCAUUAACUACCACAUAUUCUUCAACGACCUGGAUCCCGUUAAACCAGAACCCCGGAAAUAUGAACGGAAUUUAUCCGAGAUGGUCCAGUACAUAAAAUUCCGGGAAACCGGCACUGAACGGCUCCUUAAAAAGGACGGAUGUAAAACGGUGGAGGCGGUGAUCGAGAAGAUAAAGGAGACGGUUAUGAAGCGACGGAUCAGAAUUCUUGAAUUUUUCAAAGAUUAUGACAAGCUCAAGUCAGGACGGAUAUUAAAGAGUAAUUUCAAGAGAGCUCUAGAUUUGAGUGGUCUGGAUCUGACUGUGGAUGAGAUUGAUCUUUUAGCAAUGAGAUAUCAAUCUGACUGCAAGGAGGACUGUGUUUAUUACCACCACUUUAACGAUGAGAUAGAGAGUAUUUUCACGGUGAAGGAGCUGGAGAAAUCACCUACCGCACCGGUGGUACAGUACAAGAUAAUGCCGGCCUGGCUAAAGAAUAACUUAUCUAAACCAAUCCAGGAAGUCUACAAUUCUGCCAUGGAACACCUUGCCCGAUUUGUGAAAACGCGCCGAAUGCAGCUCUACCCGAUGUUUGAAGACUAUGAUAAGUGUAGGAAUGGUACUGUUACCUACUCCCAGUUUCGAAGAGUACUAUCAAUACUAUCUCUGAUUGCCGACGAGGUAGAAUUUCACGCCUUAGAAAAACAAUACAAAGUCAACGUUGGAGGCAUGAACGUGUUUAACUACCUAGCUUUCUGCGACGACAUUUACGAUAUAGCAAAACUUAAUAAACUUGAUUAGAGACGUACAAAAUUAAGAAAUCAGAUUGAGUUGUCUUUAAAAUAACCUUCAGAGACACUGAAUUUUAAAUGUUCUUUGAUAGAAUUUAUUUUUACAGUGUGAGAUAUUAAAACACCUGCUUGGCGGUUGUCAGCCUUAUCCAUUUACGUUGCACGUAAUGGUUAUGAUUAUUUUGAAUUGAAGCACAGCAGUACAGCAAUGGGAAGUAAAACUUUAUUCUGUGCUAAACGGAAUGGUAAUUUUUGAGAUUUUAUCCGACAUUUAUAUUAAAUAUGUUUAUGUCUGUUUUAA